Molecule: messenger RNA, 612 nt
Organism: Sphaerulina musiva SO2202
Lineage: Eukaryota; Fungi; Ascomycota; Dothideomycetes; Mycosphaerellales; Mycosphaerellaceae
Product: Clavaminate synthase-like protein
Exons: 2
Source: RefSeq, a predicted model, not a curated record
UUCACAUCCAUCCCCACAAUCUCCCUCCUCCCCCUCUUUUCCCCAUCCUCUACAUCCCCCUCCCAUCUCCAAUCCCUCGCAGCAGAAAUCCACUCAGCAUGCACCACAACGGGAUUCUUCUACGCAACCGACCACGGAAUCCCUCUCGCAAGCCAAUUUGAGAUUUUCGCAGUCAUGGAGAAGUUUUUUCGACAAGUCGGGGAAAAAGAAAAAAUGCAGGAGGCGCAUUUACAUGCGAAUCCCGCGAUGAGGGGGUAUGAACCUUUGGGGGAGACGGGGAGGGGGAGGAAGGGGGAUCUCAAAGAAGCCUUCACAAUCGGAGACUGCGUACACGAUUCCGAACAAGUAUCUUUUUAUCAGUCCCUUUACCCUCAUUCUUCCCCUCUCCCUUCUAUCCCCCGCAGCCAAAAUAUUUGGCCCAAACCUUCCUCUGCGCCUGGUUUUCGCGAAGGCAUGUAUGCGUAUUACCGCGAAAUUUUCCCCGUGGCGAUGAAACUUGUGGAGAUUUUUGGGGUGGCGUUGGGGGUUGAUAGUCAUGAUGAUGAGAAUAAGAAUGGUGGUGGUGAUGGGGGGUUAGAAAAAGAUUUUCAAUGGCCGAUUUGGGGAAUGAGA